AUGGCAGACAUUGAGCAAAUCGGCCAAAACACGCUGAUUUCUCAGGCCAAAGAGGUUUUUGAAAGUGUCACGAAUGCCUCAAAUUCCAGUUUAAAAAAUCCGGCCAAAAUCAAAACAGAACUCGCGCAUCUAAAACAGUUCUUAUCAAAGCUCAAGUUCCAGUACCUAGAACAAGAAACCAGAGAUAAGUUCCUACGGCUGUUGCUUAUAGAUGAAAAGAAUAUCACGAAGGAAGAUGUCGAUCUGAUUUUGUCCGAGAACCAACAAUUCAAAGCCACCCUCAAGCUGCUUAAACGAGAAAUUGAAGCUCUGACGGAACAAGCUGAAAAUUUGGCAGAAGAGGUAGUCACUUUAAAUGAUCAACUUCAAAAGCAUAAAGCUGAGGUCAAGGAGAGUCUAUCGGAGGCUGCGCAGCUUCAGGAGGAGCUAGAUCAGCUUAUGAACGAAGGAGAGAACGAGAACUACAAAACGCUAUUCAACUUCAAGAAGCUCAUAGACUCAGACGACAUUGGACUCAGCGAGGCUAUUAGUAUUGCAAACAGUGCCGUUGAGAGCGAUGAAACUACACUCAAAGAGCUUGAUGAGCAGCUCAAGGAAGCUCAGAAACAGAGCGAACAGAAGAGACUGGAGUUAGAGCAGUUGGAGAAGAAGACACAGGAACUCGAGAGCCAGGUUGGCGAGGAUCACACGCCGGUGGAGCGGAAUGAGCAGCAGGAGUACGCUCAACAGUUGAAUGAUAUCAAAGCGGCACUUGCCAGGUUUGUGUCUUCCAGUUGA
This is a messenger RNA of Candidozyma duobushaemuli, 777 nucleotides long. RefSeq lists its product as uncharacterized. Bases 1 to 777 code for a protein of 258 amino acids. The record is from RefSeq and is a predicted model, not a curated record. Gene Ontology annotation, biological process: attachment of mitotic spindle microtubules to kinetochore; protein localization to kinetochore; kinetochore assembly. Lineage: Eukaryota; Fungi; Ascomycota; Pichiomycetes; Serinales; Metschnikowiaceae. The transcript has a single exon. Gene Ontology annotation, cellular component: kinetochore.